Penicillium chermesinum is the source of this 354-nucleotide messenger RNA. RefSeq names its product PET191 family protein. The record is from RefSeq and is a predicted model, not a curated record. The coding region runs from base 1 to 354 and encodes 117 amino acids. Gene Ontology annotation, cellular component: mitochondrion. Gene Ontology annotation, biological process: mitochondrial respiratory chain complex IV assembly. NCBI's taxonomy places the organism in Eukaryota, Fungi, Ascomycota, Eurotiomycetes, Eurotiales, Aspergillaceae. The transcript has 3 exons.
AUGCCUAGCUCAUGCAAUGACAUAAGAGAAGCGCUGGCUCAAUGCCUACAGGAGUCGGACUGCAUUAUGGUCCAGCGACACACCCCGCGAGAGUGCCUGGCCUCUCCACUGGCCGAGCAACUCCCUACAAAAUGCCAGCAACUAUCGAAAGGAUUCCGCGAUUGCAGGCGCGGAAUGAUCGAUAUGCGCAAGCGAUUCCGAGGAAAUCAUCCUAUGCAGAACUCUAAAGAACUAGCUGAUAAGCAGGCAAAGUCGGAGGGGCAGUUGUAUGCCGGGAAGCCAGCGUACCAGUCUGUCAAGGAACUAAACGGCGACGAGGUGCAGAUGGACCCAGAGAAGACUCGUGGUCUUUGA